AUAAAUUUGCCUUUUAGCAACAGUAUUGACUGACUUCAUACUGUUGCGUUGCCAUGACGAGCGAGGAAGAGGAGGAGGGCCCCGCCGCUGCGGCAUCAUCGGCGCGGUCGGCGGCGACCAUGUCCCGGGCGGCGGCAACCAUUGCCGGUGGCGACAGCGGCGGCGGUGUCAUCACUCGACCCUCCUCCCCCCGCAGGCGCUCCACCUACCACCUGCCUGGCCCCGAGGAGCAGGCGGAGGAGGAAGAGGCCGAUGACGAGGAAGACGAUGGCAGCGCCGCCAGCUUCCUGGUGGUGCCGCACCCCGAGCUGGUCCCCGUGGUCUUCUUCUGCCUCAAGCAGACCACAUGUCCUCGCAGUUUGUGCAUCCGCAUGGUCUCCAGUCCUUGGUUCGAGCGUGUGAGCAUGAUGGUGAUCUUGCUGAACUGUGUCACGUUGGGAAUGUACCAACCCUGCGAGAACAUCGACUGCUCCUCCGAUCGAUGUCAAAUACUGCAGGCCUUUGACGCCUUCAUCUACAUUUUCUUCGCCAUGGAGAUGGUCAUCAAGAUGGUGGCGCUGGGGAUCUUCGGCCGCCGCAGUUACCUGGGCGACACGUGGAACCGGCUGGACUUCUUCAUCGUCAUGGCAGGGAUGGUGGAGUACUCUCUGGACCUGCAGAACCUGAACUUCACAGCCAUCAGGACAGUCCGGGUACUGCGGCCGCUCAAAGCCAUCAACAGAGUGCCCAGCAUGCGCAUCCUGGUCAACCUGCUCCUGGACACGCUGCCCAUGCUGGGCAACGUCCUGCUGCUCUGCUUCUUCGUCUUCUUCAUCUUCGGCAUCAUCGGCGUGCAGCUGUGGGCGGGGCUUCUGAGGAACCGCUGCUACCCCGAGGAGAACUUCACACUCACGUACGGCGUCAGCCUGCCGCGUCCUUACUACAUGGCGAGCGAGGACGACGAGCGGCCCUUCAUCUGCUCGCUGCCCGUGGACAACGGCAUCAUGUCGUGUUCGGACGUGCCGGCGCGGCGCGAGGGAGGCCGCACGUGCUGCCUGGACAAGGACGACGUGCUCUACCGCCAGUCGCUGGGUCUCAGCGUGGAGCCGCCCGCCAACGGCAGCGUGGGCGCGUCGGGCCUCUGCGUCAACUGGAACCAGUACUACACCAGGUGUCACACCGGCUCCAGCAACCCGCACAAGGGCGCCAUCAACUUUGACAACAUCGCCUACGCCUGGAUCGUCAUCUUCCAGGUGAUCACCUUGGAAGGCUGGGUGGAGAUCAUGUACUACGUGAUGGACGCACACUCCUUCUAUAACUUCAUCUACUUCAUCCUGCUCAUCAUUGUGGGCUCCUUCUUCAUGAUCAACCUGUGCCUGGUGGUCAUCGCCACCCAGUUCUCCGAGACCAAGCAGCGGGAGCACCAGCUGAUGCAGGAGCAGCGGGCGCGUUGCUCCUCCUCCUCCACGCUGGCCAGCGAGCCCGGCGACUGCUACGAGGCGCUCUUCCAGCUCAUCUGCCACGUGAUCCGCAAGGCCCGCCGCCAGACCGUCACCCUCCUCAACGCCGUGCGCGGGAAACCCCGCGGGUUCGGGGGCGUGGGCAGAGGCCGGCGAGGCGACGGCAGGGAGCGCAACGCCAACGGGAGAGGAGGGCGGGAGCGACGAGACGCCUUCCGACCAGGUCCCCCCUGCCCCCAGCGCCACAGAGCCCACCACGCCCCCUCAGGUGAGCCCACGUCGCUCACCCCCGCCUGCCCCCAAUGCGACGGGGUGGAGGCGGAGGAGGGCGCGGGGGAGGAGGCGGACACGGGUCGGGUGUCCAGGAGGCUGUGGUCCCAGGUGAGGAGGAAGCUGUGGGCCAUCGUGGAGAGCAAGUACUUCAACAGAGGCAUCAUGAUCGCCAUCCUGAUCAACACCAUCAGUAUGGGCAUCGAACAUCACCAGCAGCCCGAGGAGCUGACCAACGUCCUGGAGAUCUGCAACAUCGUCUUCACCAGCAUGUUCUCCCUGGAGAUGAUCCUCAAGCUCACCGCCUUCGGUUCCUUCAGCUACCUGAGGAACCCUUACAACGUCUUCGACGGCGUCAUCGUCAUCAUCAGCGUCUGCGAGAUCGCGGGUCAGUCCGACGGCGGCUUGUCGGUGCUGAGAACCUUCCGGCUGCUGCGUGUGCUCAAGCUGGUCAGGUUCAUGCCGGCCCUGAGGAGACAGCUGGUGGUCCUGAUGAAGACCAUGGACAACGUGGCCACCUUCUGCAUGCUGCUCAUGCUCUUCAUCUUCAUCUUCAGCAUUUUGGGGAUGCAUAUCUUUGGCUGCAAGUUCAGUCUGAAGACGGAGACGGGAGACACGGUCCCAGACCGGAAGAACUUUGACUCGCUGCUGUGGGCCAUCGUCACCGUCUUCCAGAUCCUGACCCAGGAGGACUGGAACGCCGUCCUGUACAACGGCAUGGCGGCCACCUCGCCCCUGGCCGCCCUCUACUUCGUGGCCCUGAUGACCUUCGGCAACUACGUCCUCUUCAACCUGCUGGUGGCCAUCUUGGUGGAGGGCUUCCAGGCCGAGGGCGACGCCAACCACUCCUACUCGGACGAAGACCGCUCCUCUUCCAACUUUGACGAGAGCGAGAAGCACGAUUCCAUAAAACUGUCUGACCCCAGGAUCUGUAGCUUGACGCCCAACGGUCACCUGGAGCUGGGCUCCCGGGGGUCACAUUCUUCAGAGAGGCGGAGCUUCACCGGCGAGUCCCGGAAGAGCAGCGUGAUGAGCAAAGGUAGCCUGGAGAGACGCUCCCUCUCUCUGCGCCACGCCCGCAGUUCCACCUACCACAACUGGGGGCGCCCCGUGCGGCCGCCGGGAGCGUGGACUCGCAGGUCCAGCUCCAACAGUCUGGGUCUGAGAAACCCGGGUCAUGGCGGGGCCCCCCAGGUGGGCGGCAGCCUCCGCGUGCACAGCACCCGCACCCCCUACCCUUACCCCCCUACCCCCGAGCAGGAGUCCCUUCUCUCCAGGCCCCCGUGCCACCCUCCGCCCCCGCCCGGCUUCCUCCUCUCCAGGCACUUGGCCGCCGGAAGGGACCGCCGGGCGCUGUCCCUGGAGCUCCCCGAGCUGCCCCAGGCGGGCGGCCAGCCCCCCGCCAACACCGACUCCGGGAAGCGGUCCGGACCGGGCGGCUCCGUCACGGAGGGUUCCGGAAGCGGUUUCGGCACGGACCACCGGGACUGCAACGGCAAGACGCCGGGUCACCACAGCCUCUUGAUGGUGGACGUUUUCCCCCAAGUCAACGCCAGGAAAGAACGGGCCGACCUGGACGAGGAGACCGACUAUAGUGUUUGUUUCCGAGUUCAGAAGAUGUUUGAGGUGUACAAACCCGACUGGUGUGACAGCAGAGAGGACUGGUCCGUCUACUUCUUCUCCCCUCAAAACAAGUUCCGGCUGCUGUGUCAGUCCAUCAUCGCUCACAAGCUCUUUGACUACGUGGUCCUGGUCUUCAUCUUCCUCAACUGCAUCACCGUGGCUCUGGAGAGGCCCAGGAUCCUUCAGGGCAGCCUGGAAAGGCUCUUCCUCACCCUCUCCAACUACAUCUUCACCGCCAUCUUCGUCGCCGAGAUGACCGUCAAGGUGGUGUCCAUGGGCCUCUACCUGGGAGAGAAGGCCUACCUGAGGAGCAGCUGGAACAUUCUGGACGGCUUCCUGGUCUUCGUGUCUCUCAUCGACAUCGUGGUGUCCAUGGCGGGCGGCGCCAAGAUCCUGGGCGUUCUGCGCGUCCUCCGGCUGCUGCGGACCCUGCGUCCCCUGCGGGUCAUCAGCAGGGCCCCCGGCCUCAAGCUGGUGGUGGAGACCCUCAUCACCUCCCUCAAGCCCAUCGGCAACAUCGUCCUCAUCUGCUGCGCCUUCUUCAUCAUCUUCGGCAUCCUGGGAGUUCAGCUGUUCAAAGGCAAGUUCUACUACUGCGUGGGCCCCGACGUGAAGAACAUCACCAACAAGUCCGACUGCUUGGCUGCCAACUACCGAUGGGUUCAUCACAAAUACAACUUUGACAACCUCGGACAGGCUCUGAUGUCCUUGUUUGUCCUGGCCUCCAAAGACGGGUGGGUCAACAUCAUGUACCAUGGACUGGAUGCGGUGGGGAUAGACCAGCAGCCGGUGACCAACACCAGCCCCUGGAUGCUGCUCUACUUCAUCUCCUUCCUGCUCAUCGUCAGCUUCUUCGUGCUCAACAUGUUCGUGGGCGUGGUCGUGGAGAACUUCCACAAGUGUCGGCAGCACCAGGAGGUGGAGGAGGCUCGGCGGCGCGAGGAGAAGCGCCAGCGCCGCAUGGAGAAGAAGAGGAGGAAGGCCCAGAAGCUUCCCUACUACUCCUCGUACGGCCCGGCCCGCCUGGCCAUCCACACGCUGUGCACCAGCCACUACCUGGACCUGGUCAUCACCUUCAUCAUCUGCAUCAACGUCAUCACCAUGUCUCUGGAGCACUACAGCCAGCCGCAGUCUCUGGAGACGGCGCUGAAGUACUGCAACUACUUCUUCACCUCCACCUUUGUCAUCGAAGCCUCGCUCAAGCUGGUGGCCUUCGGCUUCCGCCGUUUCUUCAAAGACAGGUGGAACCAGUUGGACCUGGCCAUUGUGUUGCUGUCAGUGAUGGGCAUCACGCUCGAGGAGAUUGAGAUCAAUGCCUCCCUGCCCAUCAACCCCACCAUCAUCAGGAUCAUGAGGGUGCUCCGGAUAGCACGAGUGUUGAAGUUGUUGAAAAUGGCCACCGGGAUGAGAGCGCUGCUGGACACGGUGGUCCAGGCUCUGCCUCAGGUGGGGAAUCUGGGCCUGCUCUUCAUGUUGCUCUUCUUCAUCUACGCGGCGCUCGGCGUCGAGCUCUUUGGCGAGCUGGUGUGCAACCUGGACUAUCCCUGCGAGGGCAUGAGUCGCCACGCCACCUUCGAGAACUUCGGGAUGGCCUUCCUCACCCUCUUCCAGGUCUCCACGGGCGACAACUGGAACGGCAUCAUGAAGGACACGUUACGGGAGUGCCCGACGGGUCGCCCGGGCGGCGACUACGGCUGCCACCCGGGCCUGCAGUUCAUCUCGCCGCUGUACUUCGUGUCCUUCGUGCUGACGGCGCAGUUUGUCCUCAUCAACGUGGUGGUCGCCGUGCUCAUGAAGCACCUGGACGACUCCAACAAGGAAGCCCAGGAGGACGCCGAGAUGGACGCCGAGAUCGAGCUAGAGCUGGCCCAGGGGGGCCUCUGCUGCAUGAUGGGGGGCAUCGGGGCCAUCGCGGGGGCCGCCGCCGCCGCUGGCGUGGGCGGCGGGGCGCCGGCCGCCGCUGCCACCAGCGCCAUGGCGGCGGGCUCCGUCGGCGGCCUGAGCUGCGCUUUGAUGGCGACACCAAAGGACGGCAGAGGAGGAUGCGGUGGUCCUCAGCACAGAUGUCGACUUUAUUCUCCUGCUCAGGAGAGCCAAUGGCUGGACAGCGUGUCGCUGCUCAUUAAGGACUCGGGGGAAGGCGACAUGAUCGACAACCUCUCGGGUUCCGUCUUCCAUCACUACUGCUCGGCUCCCGUCUGCCAGGACUGCGAGGGACACCUGCAGGAGAUCCGGCUGGCGGAGGUCGAGCAGACGUCGCUGAUUUCGGAGCAACUGUCGGACCGGUCGUCAUCUACGGCGCUGCCUGAUGACCUCAGCCUGGACGAACAUGAGAGCUAUCAGUUGCUGGUCGGAGGAAGUCAGAGGGGCAGCAGUGACUCCCAGAGUUCGGGGGAGUCGGCCGCCGAGGGGCGCCGUCACCUCGGGGGCGAGGAGGAGGACGAGGCGGUCCGGGAGCUGUCCGAGGUGGGCGUCCAGCCUGGCUUGUGUCCUCCCUCAGUGGAGGGGCAAAGCCCGGCGCCUUGCAGAGAUGAGCGCGUGAGCCACAGCCGUGAAGUUCGCUGGCCGUCGCCGCUCUUUCACCUGCCGGCCGACUUCUUCCACCCGGGGGAGAGAUCGCCGUCCGGAGCCAACAGCGGGCCGCCGCGCUCACGGCACACAUCCCACAGCGACCCGUCCUCGGCCGCGGACGGUUCAGAAGACAGGCUGCAGACGGCGCCGGAGGGAGUUCCAAGCGUCUCGCCGCCUCGGGAACUGGAUCUCCCCUGUCGACUCUCCAGCCCCCUUUCAAAUUUCAGUGCAGUCCAGCAGCUGGGCCGCCCGACAGUGCAGAAACGGGUCUCACCGGUUCCCUUCCAGGCCACUCGGGGCCACCGGAGGAGCCAGAGCAGCUCCGGCGGCACCUCUACUCCCAAGGACUCCACGGACCCGUCAGACUGCGCCUCUGAGGCUCUGAACAGCCUCUCGCUGAACUCGCUGCUCACGCCAGCCUCUUUGGCGCUCCCGCUGGUGAAGAAAUGUAACAGCACAGGCUCGCUGGACCAACUUAAGGGGAGCAAAGAUGGAUGCCAGGUCUUUGAGGACGAUGCUCACGGGUACUGGACGGCGGGUAGGGCGGGAGAUGGCAACGUCACAGACUUUAGCAGGGAAAACGGCAAUAGGGAAAGAGGCACAAACUCCCGAGAGAACAGAUGAAACUCUUCUUGUGGAACUCCUGACUGGAGAGGGACUCUUCCGACUUGUUCCGUGACCCCCCCCCCCAACUCGUCUUUGAACCGUCUGUUCCGUCACUCCCCUCCCGGGUUCCGGCUGCUAGGGAUCGGUUGUCAGUUCGCUGACUCUGGAAUGAUGGUAAUUGUAGUGGUUCAUGAGGCUUCCUGGAAGCUGCUUGAAAAACAGGGAAAGGAUUCGGGACUCUGAACCGGGGCGCCUGCCAAAAAAAUAUAAAAUAAAGCCAUGGUCAGUGUUGGUCACAUGGCACUCUUUCUGCGGAAGAAGAAGCAGAACUCUUACCUGUUUUUAUAUCGUUCUUGAUGGCUGAUAAGUAGCAUUGGACAAGAGACGGGAUGUUUCAAAGGUGAGCUAUUUUCUGGAAGUAGACUCAAAUGUUCUCUAAAGACGUUUCCAUCAAGCGGUCCAGUCUGGGUUAUUUUGAAAGUACCUACUACAGAGUCAAAAGUAAGGGACUACGUUGUUGGAAAACUCUUUCAAAUUCAACCCACCAAUGCAGCUUCCGAAUGCUAACGAGUGGGGACACUGAGCUGGCGUAUACAAGGCUUUUCGGAAAGUGUCACCCCCAUUAAACCAUCGAGAUUGAGUACCCCUUUUGGUGUGGCUCCUCAGUUGGAACUAGGAAUGGGUACCGAAUUUGGUACUUUUUAUAGGUACUGGUGCUACCGGGUA
This is a messenger RNA of Nerophis ophidion (straightnose pipefish), 7235 nucleotides long. Its product is annotated as voltage-dependent T-type calcium channel subunit alpha-1I-like. The record is from RefSeq and is a predicted model, not a curated record. The transcript is spliced from 37 exons. Gene Ontology annotation, biological process: neuronal action potential; sodium ion transmembrane transport; membrane depolarization during action potential. NCBI's taxonomy places the organism in Eukaryota, Metazoa, Chordata, Actinopteri, Syngnathiformes, Syngnathidae. The coding region runs from base 54 to 6527 and encodes 2157 amino acids. Gene Ontology annotation, molecular function: low voltage-gated calcium channel activity; voltage-gated sodium channel activity. Gene Ontology annotation, cellular component: voltage-gated calcium channel complex; voltage-gated sodium channel complex; neuron projection.